Messenger RNA from Gossypium raimondii (Peruvian cotton), 3907 nucleotides. Its product is annotated as phytosulfokine receptor 1-like. The record is from RefSeq and is a predicted model, not a curated record. The transcript has 2 exons. Lineage: Eukaryota; Viridiplantae; Streptophyta; Magnoliopsida; Malvales; Malvaceae. Gene Ontology annotation, molecular function: protein binding. The coding region runs from base 2424 to 2891 and encodes 155 amino acids.
UUAUUGUAGCAAUUAAAAAGAUGUUAUGGUUAUUGUUGUAUAGCAAGGGUUUUACUUCAGGUUUUUAUAUUCACUGAUAUUCUGUCUGUUUCGAUCUGGUAUUGCAUUUUGAAUUGCUACUUUUGCUUGUUUCGUGGUUUUAUUAUUCGGUCAUGCCGUAGUUUAUUUUCCAUUCCAUAGUAAAAGCUUCUUUAUUAUAUAUAAUCUGUUCUCUUUGCUAUCGGGUUUAUCAUGAAUCAUGAUUAAUUUGAGGUGAGGCAAUUUAUGAUUUUGAUUGAGUUUUAUUUAAUGUUAUGUUGUUUUUGCUGAUGAGAACCAAAUUAUGGUAUGAGUUUUUGGAACUAAAAAGAUGUUAUGGUUUCUAAUUUGAUGUUUAUGGAUGGUGUGGAGUAUCAGUUUAUUUUUCGUAUAACAGUAAGUUGUUUUCUUGAGUAAUGUCUAAGGUGAGAUCUUAUUAUUGUGGGAUUCUGAAGGAUCUUUUUUAAAUCAACGACUGCUGUUAAAGGACAGAAAUGGAAGAGACUGUAGCCGUUUGAUCAAGGCACAUCAGAAACUAGGAACUUGUGCUGGUGAGUUGGAACUUGUUAAAUUUGUUACCGUAUAUGUUUUUUUUCUGGAAAACAGUUUGUCUCCUUCUUUAGUGUUGAAAUUGGUUGAAUUGGUUAAAAAGUAAACUCAGGUUUCUAAACGUAAUUCUAUGAGGCAUGAUCACUGGUAGAUUGGUGUUUCUUUUUCUUCCUUUUUUUUCAACUGAUCCCACUAUACCUAUUAGAUUUGUUUCAAAGAAUAUCAGAGUUGGCAAAUUCCUUCUUGUUUGGAGAGGAUUCAUUGCUUUUAGGGUAUUUUUGUGUAACUAUCAGUAUUUGUUGCCUUUUAUGGUCAUUAUUGAUUGCUUGGAAUGACACUGGUUGUAUUGGAAAUAUGGGGUUCUAAUCUCUGGUACGGUAUACUUAAUUUUUUUUCUAAAGCUUUGUACGUAUCCAUUCCUGUAUUCGAAUAUGUAUCGGAUACGAAACUGAAGAAUCAGAGUAACAUAGGUGGGUUAGGAUUGUUUGUUAUUACAUUCGCUUGUGACAUUCGUCUUUUGCCUGCAUUGAGAUUUCGGUAUUGCAGCAUGGACAUCUUAUUACCACGGCAUCAACGAUCAAGUUUCGGGAUUUCACCAAGACAGUCAAACCGGAAGAAAGGUAACUUAUUCUGUCAAAUUACUAUGUUCUAAACAAUAUCUGUAGGAAGCACAUACUUUACAUUCUUGGUCUGAUUUUUUUUUCUUUUUGGUAUCAUAUUAUCUGUGUUUAAUAUUUGUGUUGGAUUAUAUAUACGUACUUUCCACAUGCGCAUUAAAUGGUGCCAUGUGAGACUUAAUGAUAAAAACGGAACAAAUCAUUUAUUUAAUGAUCAUAUGUUAGAUUUUUAAAAUUCGAUAAUCAUAAUGUAAUUUAAAUUAUACACGAGUAAACUUAUAACUUAUUCUGAUAUAAAUUAUUACAAAUCUUGUACUUGUAUACUCUGUAUUCUACACAAGAUAAUAAAAUCCCAUAUAAUAUGAAUAUUAUUUAAUUAUACAAAUAAUUACAAUUCGGGUAAAUUAUAUCAAGGUUAUAUGUUUUGAUUGAUAAGUUUAGAAAGUUGCAACAUUUUAUUGAAUUAUUUAAAGGUUUUCAUUUAAAUUAUUAAUUUAUUUGAAGGUUAUAUUUUAAGUUAUUGAGCUGUUAAGUUAUUUGUUUAAAAAGAAAGUUUGGCUAGCGAGCUCUAAAUGAUGAUUUGAGUGAGUAAAAAAAUUUAUUUUAUAUCCAAGUCGAUCUAAUGGUCAGUAUUAAAGAUAGGAAAAGAAAGCCGUUUAGAUUUUAGCCCGUAAAUUUGUAAUGUUGAAAGUUCUUUCAUGCAAAAAACUAAACCAUGGAGAAUGAGGAAAACUUUCGAUUAGUACAAACAAUGCAAAUAGAGAAACCAUAUAACAUUGAUUUUAAAAGUCCAAUAAUUUAAAUGAAAAUUUUCAAAUAAUCAGUGACCAUUUUAUAAUUUUUUAAAAUUAAAUGACUAAAAUAUAAAUAUAUAUAUAUAGUACACUUAGAUUGUAUGCCUGUGAUAAGUAUCUCAUAUAGUACACUUAGAUUUGUAUGCUUGUGAUAAAUAUCUCAUAUGGUAAGAAACCCCGAUGAUCCAACGAAACAAAUGAUGCCGACCUUUUGAUUAUUAAGUCAACGAUCCUUUAUUCAAGGAAAAUUGGAUCCAUAAUUCGAAUAACAAAACAAACAAUGAUUCUGUCAUUAAAACUUGAACUGAGCCAUUUGCAGAAAAGUACACCGUAUCUUCCCCAAAUCUCUAUUUGAUCUACAUUUCAUCACUGUUCUUCAGUUUCCAUUUAUGGGUCUUGAAAUCACAAGAAACACCAUUGAACCCCAAUGAUUUGAAGGCCUUGAAUGGAUUUUCAAGCUGCCUGGAACCAAUGUUCUUGGAUGGAACAACAGCAACUCUGUUUCGGAUUGCUGCACUUGGACGCCUGCAACGAUUCCACGAGCAAAAGGGUGAUGGCUUUGGAACUAGGUCAAAAGAAUCUUUAUGGAACAAUUUGUGAUUCCAUUGUAGGGUUAAACCAGUUGAGAAUCCUGAACCUUUCUCAUAACCAGCUUCACGGUUCACUUCCGACCGAGCUUUUUUGCAUGGAGAAACUGGAAAUCCUUGACAUAAGCGACAACAGUUCCAUGGGUGAAAAUCUCUGCAAAAACUCAUCAUCAUCCAAUAUCGAGGUUCUUGAUAUGUCAAUGAACUUCUUUGGGGAAGUUCAACAAGGCCUGUCAAACUGUACUUCAUUGCAGUAUCUCAUGAUCAAUGGCAACAAUUUCAGGAGUUUACCAAGGGGUAUCUUCCAAAUGAUGCAAAAUCUUUAGAGUUUUGCAUCUUCAAAACAACAGCUUUUCAGGGACAUUGGAUCAUGGGAUUGGUCAUCUUUCAAACCUUCUUGAAUUAGACAUCUCUUCUAAUUCAUUUACAGGGGUUUUCCUAAAUGUGUUUGGGAUCCUAGGAAAGCUUGAGAAAUUCUCUGCAAGUUCAAAUAACUUCAAUGGAGCUUUGCCAACCUCAUUGCCCAACUCACCUUCAAUUACAACCCUUGAUCUCCACAACAACAGCUUGAAUGAUCCAAUUAACCUAAACUGUACAGCCAUGACCCAGCUCAGAUCCCUUCACCUUGGGUCUAAUAAGCUCUAUGGUUCAAUCCUCCAUAGCCUUUCCCCUUGCAAGAGCUUGAACAUAUCCAACCUUGGCCACAACAACCUUGAUGGUCAAAUCCCUGAAAGUUUCAAGAAUCUCAAUGCCCUCACAGUGCUUUCACUCUCAAGGACCAACCUGGUCAACCUCUCAUCCACCCUUAAGAUUCUGCAGCACUUCAAAAACUUGACUGUUUUGAUGCUCCCUGAAAAUUUUCAGGGCGAACAGAUUCCUGGUGAUGCUUAUUUUCAAUUUAGAAGCCUCAAGGUACUCAGCAUUGCCUACGGCGAACUGCGGGGAUCGAUCCCACCAUGGUUGCUUGGCUGCAACGGGUUACAAUUCUUGGACUUGUUGACGAACCAUCUGACCGGAACCAUUACCUGUUUUACCUGGAUUUGUCAAACAAUUCAUUCACAGGUGAGAUACCAAAAGGGUUAACUCAACUACAGGCCCUCAUCGACAUUGACAAUUCGUUGUUAGGGACUUCUUUAGGAUUCCCUUUGUUCAGCACCGGUAUUGACGGUGCAACUUUUCUUUACAAUAACAUCAUAAGUUUCUUACCAACAUUGGACCUGAGUUACAACAUGAGUGGAACCAUUUGGCCAAGUUUUGGCAACUUGAGAAGGCUUCAUGUUCUAAACCUCAACAAGAAUCGCUUGAGAGGCUCGAUCCCAGAGCCUUUGUUGGGGAUGAAAAA